Messenger RNA from Aspergillus luchuensis, 4788 nucleotides. RefSeq names its product CCR4-NOT core ubiquitin-protein ligase subunit MOT2 (gene NOT4). Gene Ontology annotation, molecular function: nucleic acid binding; ubiquitin-protein transferase activity. The record is from RefSeq and is a predicted model, not a curated record. Gene Ontology annotation, cellular component: CCR4-NOT complex. The transcript is spliced from 5 exons. The coding region runs from base 1 to 4788 and encodes 1595 amino acids. Gene Ontology annotation, biological process: protein ubiquitination. Lineage: Eukaryota; Fungi; Ascomycota; Eurotiomycetes; Eurotiales; Aspergillaceae.
AUGUCAAAUCGCCAACAGAUUGACUCCGUCAUCGAUGAUGACGACGAGUUCUGGUGCGUCCGCUUUCCACUUUUCCUACCCGUCGGGUUGUCCUAUGACUGGUCAGUUGGGCUGACAUCUUCGUCUUCUUUAGCCCCCUUUGCAUCGAAGAAUUUGAUCUUUCGGAUAAGAACUUCAAGCCUUGCCCCUGUGGGUAUCAGGUACGCAUCCUUCUCGCCUUGUACUCCCUCGCGAAUCAACGGCCCGAUCAGGAGAUCGCUCGCGUCGUAUGCGAUCCGGAGCGUCGCUAACAGACCCCUCCAGAUUUGUCAAUUCUGCUACAACAACAUCAAAACCCACAGCGAAGAAGGCCGGUGCCCCAACUGCCGACGGGUCUACGAUGAGAGCACCAUACAAUACAAGGUUCCCGAUGCCGACGAAUUCAAAGCCGACCUGGCCUUGAAACACCGCAAGGCUGCCGCCGCGAAGAAGAAGGAGGCCGAGAAACGUGAAAUCGAGGCUUCCAGUCGCAAGAAUCUUGCCGGUGUCCGCGUCGUGCAGAAGAACCUGGUUUACGUGAUCGGUCUCAACCCCACGAUACGUGACGAGAAUCAACUCCUCCUGACUUUGCGCGGUCGAGACUACUUCGGUCAAUACGGCGACAUCGAGAAGAUCGUCGUGAGCAAGGCAAAGCCUGGUGGCAACCCGAAUCAGGGCAUUGGUGUCUACGUCACGUACGCAAGGAAGGCCGACGCAGCCACUUGCAUAGCAGCUGUGGAUGGGUCAGCCAACGGUGACCGGGUGCUACGUGCCCAAUAUGGUACGACCAAGUAUUGUUCUUCCUUCCUGCGUAACGAGCAAUGUCAUAAUCGAAACUGCACCUUCCUGCAUGAGACUGGUGAGGACAGCGACAGUUACAGCCGGCAGGAUCUCUCUUCGAUGAACACCUUGUCGAGUCAGCGUAUCAACGGUGCCCCCAGCGGUCCCACCCACUCGAUCCCUCCGCACGUUGCCCGGUCCUCCGCUCAACCGAUUUCGCAACCUAUGCGCCGUCAGCCUAGUAGGGAUGACGCCGCUGGUAGCCGGCCACCUGAUGGGUCUGCCCUGCCAUCGUCGGCAAGUUGGGCGAACAAGGACGCCGUGCUCAGCAGGACGAGACGAGCAAGUUUGACCGGCAGCCAAGCCUCGCAAAGUCCCCGACCCGCCAUCGCCACGGUGUCGCCCGCGGUGGAGGAGGCGAAACGCGUGGAGAAGCAGUCUACAAAUGCGCAGGAGCGUGCUCAGGCUCAGGCCCAGGCCCAGGCCCAGGCCCAGGCCCAGGCUCAGGCUCAGGCUCAGGCUCAGACACAGGCCCAAGCUCAAGCUCAAGCCCAGGCUCAAGCUCAGGCGCAGGCGCAGGCGCAACCGUCCCCCUCUUCUGAAGCACGAUCCUCUCCGUCCAGUUCCCCCCCGACUGUCCAGACGCCACCUAAGCCGGAGACGCCUCUGUUGGAUAACUUGGUCAAGGCUGUCAACUCUCCAGACUUCAAAUUCAUUUUCUCGGCGGCUGGUCUGCCUGCGGAGGAGGUUGCCCUUAUUGAGAACCACCCUUCGUUCAUCGAUCCCUAUGGUGGUGUGAAACGCCGAGCUAUGCGUGAGAAGGCGGAGCAGGAACGUGUCCGGCGAGAGCAGGAGCUACUGCAGUCUGCUGCUGCGGAAGAAGAGAGCCGUGAGAGCGGAAGCCUGCAGCUUGGUGGCGAGCCGGAUGACGCAGUGCCUCCGAGAGGCCGUAGUGGUCGCGAAUCUCAUGGUGCUAUUCAACCUCCCUCUCAGCAGGGCACGACGACAAACUCCGCGGUUGGCUCCCCCGUCUCGGCAACCAGUCACCAGUUCCAGCAACUUAACCUGGCAGGCCGUAGCUUGACCCCUCUGCAGCAACAGCAGUUGCUUCUCUUGAAGUCUGCCGGCAACCAACAGGCUGGCCUGGUUGAUCAGCUGCAGGGUGGACUCAACUCCGCUGCUCUUGACCAAGCAGCCCAGGUCCGUCAGGGUCUACUCCAGAGCCAGAUGGCACAGUUCAAUGCUCUGCAGGCCCAAAGUCGCCAGAACUCUCGUUUCACCUUCGCCAAUGAGGCCAAUGCCAAGAACAUCCCUAAUGUGCGCAUGUUGAGCCAAAUGCAGGCUGGUACUCCUAACCCGCUCGCAGCCCCUAGUCCUCAGCAUGGUCUUGCUGGCAACUACUUCACUAGUGGCGUGCAGGGUCCACCCCCCGGGUUGAAGACGGCGGGUACUCCGCCUAUCAGCGGCGGCGGCAUGUUUGCCCAGGGUCACGGUUUCACAACGAAUGCCAAUGUCGGUUUGGGAUCCAACCUCGGAAAACAAGAAGCCAAUCCAGAGUUGAUGCGUGAGCUGCUGAGAGGCCGCAGUAGCGCAAAUGCCGGUGGUUUGCAGGGUCAAGAGGCCGCUAAGCUAGAUCUUGCGGACCCGAGCAUCCUACAGGCGAGGAUGCACCAGGUUGGUGCGAAUGCUGCCGCUGCUGCUGCUGCUGGGCAGGCGCUGUACGGGAGUCAGGGUCAAGUGGACGAAGAAUUCCCUCCUCUUGGAGCUCAGCCAAAGGACAAGCGUCCGGUUGACAGCUUUGGCUAUCUCGUGCGCUCGCAUUUCUCCAGUGACUCGCAAAGCUCGGCCCGUGCUGGAACCCCUACCCUGCCUCCGGGACUUCCUCUACCACACGCUCAUCCCGCAUCUGCCUUGUUUCAAAGUCCGCUCAAUCCAUCCAGUCCGGUCUCGUCGCCAUCUGUGCCGCCAGGUCUUAAUCCGCCUUUCCAUCGGCUAGGCACGCCGGGCCAAGGACUACAGGAAGGCUCUCGCCAGGCCUCUCCGGACUUGAAGGACACUCCUGACAAUGCCCCUACCUCAAGUCGCGUCAAGAAUGCGUCCGAAAUAUCACUCGGCUCUCCUGUGCCAAAGUCAGCCAACAAGGCUCGCGCCCAGCAGAAAGGAGAUUUGACGGUCGCUGCUGACAAGAAAGCUGGCUCUUCGAAGGCUGGAGACAACAAUGAGAAAACCUCGGCGCCUACGGGCAAAGUUAAGCCCAUAAAGCUGGAGCUUCCCUUGGGUACUUCUCAAUCUCAUGAUGCUCCAAAGCCCGAUACACCAAGUCAAUCCCAUGCUCAUGGCCCGGUGCCCACUUCGACGAUUGGUUCCCGUCCGAAUACACCUUUGACUGGGGUCUCCCGUGUUUCCGACUCGUCCGCUCCCCGCCAACCUCGAGUUCUCCGUGUGGUUGACACGCCGAAGACUGAAACUCCGCCGCCCCCAUCUGCCACCCAGUCUGUCGCGUCCAUACCUGCGGCAACAAAAGCGCGUUCCAGACGGCCAAGUAUCUCCUCGCUCAGCAGGCCCGAUACGCCCGGCGACCUGGGUUCGGAAGCCGAUCUUUACACUUCGGCAUCCGUGUCCCGUGCUAACUCUCCUCCCGCUUCGUCCAGAAUUGGCUCUGCACCUGUCCGGGCGAUGACCAAGAGCCAGGCUAAGAAGGAACGGCGACAGAAGGCCAAGGAACUGGAAGCCAAGAAACAAGAGGCCACUGCCGUCGUUGAGGAACCCGUGCAGGCCCCGAUCAUCGGUCGAAAGCGCAAGACCAAGAAGACUCCUGUUAGCUCGAACGACUCGCCGGCUACAGCUCCGGAUAAUACUGAGACUGGAAAGUCUGCCAACGCCGCAGGCUCCGAUAGCAAUGAGAAGACUAGCCAGCGGACAGAAGCGGCCAAGAAGAACAAAUCGAAUGAGAAGGCUACGAAGGACUCCAAGGCAACUGUUACCGAGGAGAAAGCUACGGCUGAACAGAAGGCACCUGCUGAAGCAUGGCGUUCUAAGAACACGGUUGAGCAGCUGAUGAAGGACGCCGAAUCCAGCGGGGUCCCGGUCAAGGAGCUCUUCGCGGAACGCACGUCUCCGUUGCAGGUGCUUCUUGCUCAGCUUCACAAGUCUGCUGAAUUAGAUCUGAACAAUCAUCCCCUUUUCAACCCAGCCAACCUAAACCAGCGCUUCGACAUGAAGUGCACUGCGGAUGAUUACGACAUUCUCAAACAGCCCAUCGAGUUGACCGACGAGCAUCGCAAAGCAUUGAUGCGCGGAGAAGCCAUCCGUGUUAACUCGGAUUCGAACAUGCUGAAAGACCGAUGCUUAAUCAGUCCCCGCGGGUGCGUCCUACACCAUCUGUCGCCAGAGGAAGAAGAGCGGUACCUCGCGCUUGAGAAGAACAUUGCCUGGGCAAUUGAUACCUUCCAGGAGUACUCGAACGUGCCAAUCACGGAACCAGAUGUGACCAACCGCGGUGGUGGCUUGGACGCACUGUUUGCUACCCCUGAGAACUUCAACAUCUGCUGGGUCGACGAGACCUCGGCUGGCCUCACCUCUGGCUCUCCUACUGCCGGGAUGUCCCUCUCUGACGCGAGUGGCUCCACUAUUCCCGCGCCUCCCAACGUUUUGUCGGCCAUGGAGGCGGACAGCACUCGCAGCCAUAACUGGGCCAUUGCCAACACCGCCGAGCUGGUCAAUGCCACUGCCACCUCUGUGCGGUCCUUCGCUGCCGCUACUGCCAAGCACAUGCUCGGUGCGGCGGGGGUGGUCAUGGGCAACAUCCCAGACCUGGACGAUGUGGUUGGAAUGACCAAUGAGGAGCUGCGGUCGUUCGCUGUCAAGUCGCAGAAGGAUCUCGAAUCGUCUCGCAAGGAGCUAGACACGAUCGACAAGAAGCUCAACGCCCUAGUGAAGCGGAACCGCAAGCUUGCACAGCAGGCUCUUGCGACUACCGUUGACGCGUGA